This is a messenger RNA of Python bivittatus (Burmese python), 4313 nucleotides long. The record is from RefSeq and is a predicted model, not a curated record. NCBI's taxonomy places the organism in Eukaryota, Metazoa, Chordata, Lepidosauria, Squamata, Pythonidae.
GACUUUAUUUUGGAUUUAGCCACCCAGAUGAAACAACAGCAGUAAAAGAGCAUUUGGCUGGAAUGUUGUGGAUAUAUAUGGCAGGAUAAUCACAAUCUUUGCAACAUGAGAUAUGGAAAACUUGGAAUUGGUGAAACCCGACCAAGAAGGACCAUCAGCAGACACUGAUACUAGGAAUGCUCACAACUCUGUUGAUUAUAACAUAAGUAAUAACAGAAGCAGCCCUUCAUCCAACCCAAAUGGUGUCUCCAGUGUCUCGGGAAAAGUUGGUCCUUCUGUGAUUCCUGAGGAGGUUGGUUUGCCGGCUUCAUUUGUGCAAGAUGCUCAGAGAAAUGGUGACUCAGAAAUACUGAAGAAUUGUGAGACCAGGUGGCUACAGUUGUUCAGACUGGUGGAGAAACAAUGCCAAGAACAGAUAGUUGCCCAGCAAAAAGUAUUCUAUCAUCAAAUACAUCGCAUACAAAACGAAAUCAGACGCUUAGUGAAACUUCAGAACCAAAAUGUGUGCUCGUGUGCCCAGCGAGGCUCUUCGAUCAGACUUUCAGACAGUUUCUCUUCGUUAGAAAGUCAGAUGGGGUUGAAGUCUGAACUUUUUGAAGAAAAUGAGCUCUUUAACAGUCAGUUCAAACCCAACAAUGCUGAGAAUCGGGCAGAAGCUUCAGUCAUGCAUCAGGAGGGCCUUGCACACAGUGUUUCAGUAAGCAGCGGGUAUGGAACCUUGUCCGCUGCAGAACUGAGUCCUAGCAAAUGUAAUGACAUUCAGACAUGCAUGGAAAACACAGAGACAAUUACCAAACAAGAGAACGGUCCGGCACCAGCACCGGAGGAUUUAGUGGCGGCCAGCGUUCAGAACAAAAGGGAAUGCUCACAAACAACGAUAGAACGUUGUCCACCACUGAAGGAGAAUGACAGAGAAUUUCCUGCUCAACUUGGUCAUAAGAUUAGUGAAAGCCAACGUGGGGAUCCAAACUGUAAACCUUUGACAUCAUGGGCUCAAAAGUUAAAACAAAACCAAGUGAAAAAAACAAACAUGGAAGAAGAAGGUGUGCCGGGAAAAGAGCCAACAGUUGACAAUGCCAAUCCCGUUGCUGCUGCUGCGCCAUCACCUUCUCCGUUUUACCUCAAUCAGCAAAAUGGAAGCCAAAAUUCUUUAGUGUCUCUUUCUUCAGGGCUGACAUACUGGAAAUUAGACGAGAAGGAGAUGUAUCAGACUUUGCCUCGGAACUUAGGAAAUGAAUUCCCUGUAUUCUCAACAAAGGCAUCCUCAGAACAGCUGUCUUCCAGUAAUGAGUUGAAGCCUACGUCCUUAAAGGAUAUUUAUCAUAAGAAACAGCAGGAAGAUAAGGAACUUAUAGACUGGAACUUCUCCCCUCUGCACUCGACUCAUCCCCCAGAGAUCCUUACCCUGGACCCAACGCUCCAUAUGAAACCAGGUGAACCGAAUGCCGGACUGCAUUUGCACAGGUUCUACGAUAGCCCAGACAGAGUUUCAUUUUCUCCAGAUUCUAUGGCGGAUCCUGCUUUUUCUCUUAUUUCGGAUGCGGAUUCGUUUUCUCACGUGAGCACAGUUGUGUCACCUCGGUCUGCUGAGCUUCCAAAAUACGCCUCUCGUCCAGCAGCCUUGCACGUAGAUUCCUGGGGUAGUUGUGAGUUUCAGAAUGAAGCCAAUAUCACCAGCUCUCCCCAUCUGAGCAAUGAGAUCUUAGACAUGGAGGACGAAGACACCUCAACCCUCACGCCAUCUUCAGCAGCCCAGUGCCUGGUUCCAUCUGCUGAUCAUAGUUUGGCACGGCAUGAUCUUUCAGUUGCUUGCGUAGAAGAUCCUGUGGUGCUCUCCAAGAUUAGGCAGAAUUUGAGGGAAAAACAUACCCGGCAUAUAGCUGAUCUACGAGCUUAUUAUGAGUCCGAAAUUCUCAGUCUAAAGCAGAAACUAGAAGCGAGCCAAACCUCUCCUUCUGAAGACAUGAAGAAAAUCAGUCAAAAUCUUACAGACAGGUGCGACAAAUUAGAAGCUGCUCUGCAUGAAGCCAACAGCCAUGUGCGAUUCCUUGAAAAUAAAAACAAUGCCUUAGAGAUGGAAGUAACAGAUUGGCAAGAGCGCUUCUGUGCCAUCAACAAUACAACCAAGUCCUUGCAGGAGCGCAUUGAAGAAAUGCGCACGAGUAGCAAGGACAAAGAUAACACAAUCAGUCGCCUCAAGAGAAGACUUAAAGAUCUGGAAGAGGCAUUUGAAAAAGCCUACAAGCUGUCUGAUAACAAAGAUGCCAGAUUAAAGGAAGAAAAUAAAAUGUUUCAAAAUCUUUUGGGAGAAUAUGAAUCCCUUGGGAAGGAGCACGAACAAGUUAAGGAUUCUUUGAAUAUUACUGAGAACAAAUUACUUGAUGCACACACUCAGAUUUCUGAUUUGAAAAGAACAGUCUCAAAACUGGAAACUCAGGUCAAGCAAUUAGAACAUGAAAACUUGCUCAAAUUUCGUCAUCUCGCAGAGGGGCAUGUCGGACCAUCUUAUGCCAGCAAAUUAGUAAGCUCUGAUGUGAGCAGAAGGAAAUGGCUGAUCCCGGGAUCAGAGUUUUCAAUCUUUACUGGUCAGCCUUUGGAAGCCCAAGAGAGUCCCAGUGAUAAUCGACUUGAAAAAGGAUUCAGUUCUAGGCAUCAUUCUCCUCCAGAGAAGGAUUCCUCUCCAAAUUGCCUUCUAACCAAUGAAGCAAUUAAAAAAGAAAUCAAAACCCAAGAAAUUCCCAUCCUAAAAGCCUUUAAAGAAUUUGAAGAAAGGAAGGCUUUGAAAAACCGGGGCACUCAGGCAGAGAAAGAGGAAGAGGAACCAGCAGAGACCAGCAAAGCCGUCGUUCGGCGGCCAGUUGUUGGAUUUGACGAGACAUCCCUGGGUACCAGUCGUUCCCCAGAGAAGAGCAAAGAGCAGCCAAGGCACAAAAAAUUCAACUUGCCCAGCACCCAGAGAUCUUCAUCUCUCCCACCUUCAAACAGGAAGAUAAAUACACCAACAAAGAGAGAGAUCAUGUUGACUCCAGUUGCUGUGACCUACAGCCCCAAACGCUCCCCCAAAGAAAACCUGUCUCCAGGGUUUAGCCACUUUCUCAGCAGAAAUGAAGACACGAUGACGAGGUUUGAUAUCUUUUUGGAUGAUGUAGCAACUGCUCCUGCGUCUGCAUUGCAGUACAGCAACCCACGAAAAAGGCUCCAGUUUUGCUCAGGCUGUGAUACAGAAGGACUACAGCCCAGUCACCCAGAAAACAACAGAGGUGCAAAGUCUUCCUCCUACUCAGAACCUCUGCAUUCCGGAGCCAAAAGGGAUUCAGCAAGGUUGGUCUGUGAAGGGGGGAGCUCUGCCGCCCCCAGUGAGACAGGCCUGUCUUUGGCAGCACCAGCCCCUUACGAGGCCGAAUUGAAGUCCGUUUCAAGGAUUAAGACGUUGGCAGAGACCGAGAGGCUUUUUGACGAGCUCACGCAAGAAAAGCAACAGCUUGAGUCCCAGUUGAGUCGAAUACCUUGUGCUGGAGGAAGAAUGACGCUACAGGCCCGACUGAAUCAGGAAGCUCUAGAAGAUCGCCUGGAAAGAGUGAAUAGAGAAUUGGGUUCCAUCCGCAUGAUUCUGAAGAGAUUCCACAUUUUACGGACCUCCGCAAAUAUUUGAGAUGACCCGACUUUUAGAUAUCCUUUUAUUUGCACUAAAGUACAAUAAUUAUGCACUCUGAAAAUGCAACUGGUUUUGUAUUUUUGUAAGCCCUCUGCAGCCUUUUUGCAAUCAUGUUCUCUUUACACAAGACGAUAUUUUGUACUGAGCCACAUAUUUUCAAAACCUAUUUUUGUUAUACCCGAAGGAAUCAAUCUGUCAGUUUUGUAUUUUGCUACUUUUGAAGAAGCAGUUUUUUUGAAAUAGCAGACCUGAAUUCUUUGUAAGCGUAGAGACACUGAGAGGCAGCUUGUUUUUCAGAAGUUUAUCAUGUUGUGAUUGAUCUGACCGUGCUCACCGUUUUUAGAGCUGGAAGCCAAGUCUAUCUUGUAAAGUAUACACACAGUGCUGAUUUUUUAUUUAUACUAACGGGACACACAGCUUCUUCUUGCGAAGUGAGCUCCAGGCAAACAUUUCUUAGCUUAAAGCUCAGAACAGCAUCUUGUUUCAUAAGCUCCUUUGCUCACUCACAGCACAGUGUUAUCAACAAAUGCACAAGUGUUGAAAAGUCUAUUUAAAUGCCCACCUAAUUGCAUUCCAAGGAGUUAGACAUCAGAAGUUCUCUUUUUAAACAAUUGCUUUUAUUUUGCAUGUUUAUUGUGGAAAUAUUAAUUAAAAUUAA